Scaptodrosophila lebanonensis is the source of this 1164-nucleotide messenger RNA. RefSeq names its product protein arginine N-methyltransferase 1 (gene Art9). Gene Ontology annotation, biological process: peptidyl-arginine methylation. The record is from RefSeq and is a predicted model, not a curated record. Gene Ontology annotation, molecular function: protein-arginine N-methyltransferase activity. The transcript is spliced from 3 exons. Lineage: Eukaryota; Metazoa; Arthropoda; Insecta; Diptera; Drosophilidae. Gene Ontology annotation, cellular component: nucleus. The coding region runs from base 98 to 1114 and encodes 338 amino acids.
GGUCAGAGUUAAAAGUUUGCAGUCACUGACGAGCAUUUUUUUAUUGUGUUUUUGAUUACCUAAUUUUUUGGCCAUUCCCAACAAGUCAAAUAGGGUUAUGGCACAAGCUCUCACUACCACUUCCUUCUGCGAUUCAUGUAAGCUCGAUACAAGGUUAUUGAAUGAGCAUUAUUGUGUUGCCUUUAUAAAAAAAAAUGUGGGACUUUUCAGGAAUAAGGUUGUGUUGGAUUUGGGCUGUCGGAGCGGUUAUCUCACCAUAUAUGCUAUAGAAUAUGGCCAAGUGGAAAAGGUGUUCGUCUGGGGCGUGGGCGCCAUGACUAAUAUGGCCAGCUAUUUUGAAGCUUUACUGGGAAAGGAGAAGGAAAAACGUAUACUGCAGCUUGAAGGAGCCUUAGACGACAUCAUAUUGCCUGGAGGUCAUCCAAGGGUUGAUAUCAUCUUGUCUGAGUGGAUAGGAAGUUGCGUGUUUGGGGACUCGCUAUUUAAGGAGCUUAUCUACGCACGUGAUAACUGGCUAGUCCCUGGUGGUAUUAUUAUUCCGAAUCUGGCUAAUUUGUAUAUAGCGGGCAUUUCCUACAAUCCCAUUCCUGCCAAAUCCAACAUUUCACAAGUGGAGUUCUCGAAUGAGGAACAGCAUUGCACACUUCUGGAAGAACAGGUGAAGAAGGAGCAGUUAAUGACUGAGGAGUUUUUGGUGAAUUCUGUUAAUAUGCAUACUGCAAAAGUUAGUGAUAUUGAUUUCGAAGCGGAAUUUAAAUUGAAGCCACUGCGAGAUGGACAAUUCAAUGCUUUCGCGGUCUUCUACAAUGUCGGUUUUAUUGAUGCAAAUGGCAGAACGGACAUCCUAUUCUCUACUUCGCCAAAAGCGAUCAAAACAAAUAUGGAGCAGGUCAUACUCUUAACGGAGAAAACUGAGAUCAAGAGAAAGAUGACGAUUACUGGCUACUUUGGAAUCAAACCAAAUGAAAUGGAAUAUAGAGGUGUGGAGUUAUCGGUUCGCCUUUCUGAUGGCGAGGAUAAAGCAGAUGACGAUGUCGAGAUAAUAGAGCAAGAGGGGAACGAGAACGAUGUAAUAGUUUUGGAUGAGGAUGAUGAUGAUGAUGAUGAUGACUGAUGAUGAUCAAUAAAAUAAAACACAAGGCUGCCUUGCGAUUCAUGACGAUA